This is a messenger RNA of Lemur catta (Ring-tailed lemur), 2387 nucleotides long. It is a transcript of the gene KCTD5, whose product is annotated as potassium channel tetramerization domain containing 5. Gene Ontology annotation, cellular component: cytoplasm; Cul3-RING ubiquitin ligase complex. NCBI's taxonomy places the organism in Eukaryota, Metazoa, Chordata, Mammalia, Primates, Lemuridae. The coding region runs from base 75 to 779 and encodes 234 amino acids. Gene Ontology annotation, molecular function: cullin family protein binding. The record is from RefSeq and is a predicted model, not a curated record. Gene Ontology annotation, biological process: protein homooligomerization; proteasome-mediated ubiquitin-dependent protein catabolic process. The transcript has 6 exons.
ACAGCGCUCAGGGGACGGUAUUAAAGGCCGGACGCUUCCGGUAGAGGGGAGCUGUGGCGGGGCUUGCUGGGAUCAUGGCGGAGAAUCACUGCGAGCUGCUGCCGCCGGCCCCGGACGGCCUCGGGGCGGGGCUGGGGGGCGGCCUGUGCCGCCGCUGCAGCGCGGGGCUCGGCGCCCUGGCCCAGCGCCCCGGUAGCGUGUCCAAGUGGGUCCGGCUCAACGUCGGCGGCACCUACUUCCUCACCACCCGGCAGACGCUGUGCCGGGACCCGAAAUCCUUCCUGUACCGCUUGUGCCAGGCCGACCCCGACCUGGACUCGGACAAGGAUGAAACAGGUGCCUAUCUAAUCGACAGAGACCCCACCUACUUUGGGCCCGUGCUGAACUACUUGAGACAUGGGAAGCUGGUCAUCAACAAAGACCUCGCGGAGGAAGGAGUAUUGGAGGAAGCGGAAUUUUAUAACAUCACCUCAUUAAUAAAACUGGUAAAGGACAAAAUUAGAGAACGAGACAGCAAAACGUCACAGGUGCCCGUGAAGCACGUGUACCGCGUGCUCCAGUGUCAGGAGGAGGAGCUCACGCAGAUGGUCUCUACCAUGUCCGACGGCUGGAAGUUCGAGCAGCUCGUCAGCAUCGGCUCCUCCUACAACUACGGGAACGAAGACCAGGCGGAGUUCCUGUGCGUGGUUUCCAAGGAGCUGCACAACACCCCCUACGGCACGGCCAGCGAGCCCAGCGAGAAAGCCAAGAUUUUGCAAGAACGGGGCUCAAGAAUGUGAGGGCCACAGUACUGACAGCUGAAGAAAUGAACUACUUUUUCCCAAGAUGCAACGAACCGCCUUGUCCAGGAAGCUUGGCUGUGAGAAGAAACCUGCUUUUGAUCAUUUUCCUAGAGAUCUGGGUGUGAAUCCUUUUUUGCCUCUGAGGUGGGUGGUGAGAGACGGGCCCAGCUGUCCAAGGCCAGGCGUCCCCACAGGGAGGAGGCGCCGUGGCCAGCGGGCGCUGUCUCUGGGGGCCUUGUUCGGAUUUUUCCAAGUGCCACAUGGGACCGAGGCAGGAUGCUUCCAGUGAGCCCGUGUGGUCGCUGAAGACCGUUCAGAGGGCAGCGUUCUUGGUGCUACGUGAACAGUGUGUGCAGGCAGCUGCUGCGUCGACGGCCGGCCUCCGGUCUGGGUGUCCUCUGGUCACCCGCUCAGUGCCAGACCCUGGUCCUUGGUCAGGGUGUGCUCAUGUGACGGUUUCUCAGCCUGGGCAGCAGCUCCUGACAGCGGUGGCUUCUGUGUCGUGACUACUUUCUGGGCGUUGCAGCCUCCUGCAGCAACAGGCUGCGCCCGGGCUGCUCAGCCGGGAUGGUCAAGGCUUCUCCAUUUGUAUUUUUCAGGCGAGAGAACUUUGUAUCCCUUUUCUCAAGCGUGGGUGGGCUCCCGGCUGUUUGUACUCUAGAGACGCCUGCACGUGUUGCUCCAUGUGGACCGGCCCGUGCCACCCUCCAGCAGGAGGUGGUGGCAUUGCUCGUCCUCCCACCCUGGGCUCGGGGGGAGCCGGCGCCCCUCAGUGCCUUGCAGCGCCUGGGACGGAGGUCGGGCUGGAGGCCGUGCACCGGUUCUGGAGCCGCAGCUCGGGGUUGUGCCGACAGUCCGGGAUGUUUACAGCGCACCACACACGGCUCUCGCCCGCUCUCGCGUUCUCUUUGUCUAACUAUGCAGUUUCUAUUUCUGGGACAUUUGAGACUUCCCACAACCUGCCCGGGCUCCGCCACCUGCCGUGACGCGGGAGCUGCGAGGACCCCUUUAGACGACGCUGCCUGCGUGCCUGGAGCACAGACCUCGGCUGGCUGCGGGGCUCGUCCUGCCGGGGACCCGGCUCGAACAAGCAAGCGCUUUGCCUCCUGGACUCGGCCUCCCACGGGAGCUGCGCACACCGACCGGGGCUGCCGGGCGCAGGUCAGAGGCUCUGCCACCGUCUAGUGUCAAACGCCUCCGGAGCCUUCUUGCCCAGGCCUUUCCCCUCUCCUUGCCAAUAACCUGAGUAACCAAGUUCUCCAGCACCUAGGACUUACCUCCUCCCUUUUGUAAGGUCUCUUGUAUGUUGUUAAAUGUUCGGCUUCAACCGUUCCUCACGGCCUCUGCGCAGGGCAGGGGCGGCCGCCGGGGCGCGGCCGUGGCGUGCUCGCCGCUUACGACAUUUGGUUUAGGACUUUGACAUAAUAGAUAGGCUUGUGGUUUUUUUUUUAAUUUAAAGAUAUUAAGACUUAAUUCACUAAAAUUUAUUCUAAGGGGAUAUUUAUACUUUUAUACUUUUUUAGGUAUCCGUAUUUUAUCAGCUUACAGUUUAAUGCCUAAGUUUCCCCUGAAAAUAGCAAAUAAAAUUGUGUAUUUAAGAAUGAG